UGUCAAAGUGGAAAACGCCGCCAUAGACGAAAAAAUUAAAAAAGGAGUAUUAGGAAAAACCCAAGAAGCUAACGAAACCUUCAAGGAAACUCUGAAAAAACAAAAUAAAAAUGAAGUGAAACUUAUGUCUAGUAGCAACCCAACCAAGGAAAGAAUUGGGGAGAAUAAUCUUCAUUUCCGGCGAGCGGAAGGAUAUAAACAAGUAGUAGUCGAUAUUGAAGGAACUACAGAAAAAGCAUUUUUUGACUUCGAUGAAAAAACUGGUAAACCCAAAUUUGCGGGAAACGGAAAAACUAAUGAAAAAAAGGCCAAUGCUAAAAAUAUUGAGUUAAAAAAUACCGUUGAGGCUUUAAGACUGGACAAUAAUGAUUUAAAAACCAAACUCCAACAUCGUAAUUGGGGUUUAGAUGAAGAAAAAUUAACCAAACUGGAUGCACUCUUGACAGAACAAAAAGUAGAGAAUGUGGAAAAUUUGCGAACCAAAAUUCAAGAAUUAGAAACCAAUCAGAAAAAUGAAGAGAUAGAAAAAAGAUUAGAACAUCUUUCAACUCUCCGUAAUCAUCUCAGCCAAAAAUUACAAAAAUUAACUACCGAUUUAAUCGAAAGCGAAAAGAAACACGAAAAAGGACUAGAAGUUUACUUGAAACAAGAAAAAGAAAUUGACGAACUAAAAAAAGAAAUCCAGGAACAAGUUCAAUACGGAGCCGAAGAAAUUACCAAAGCAGAAAAGCAAAAAAGAUCCUUAAUUCAAGAGAAAAACCACCUUAUUAUCCAGUUAGAAAACUGUCAAAGUGAAUUGCAAUCAACUCGCUAUUCUAACCGAUUAAGUGGAUUAGAAAGAGAAAAAUUAAGUAAAUUAGAACGCUUAGAAAGAGAGGGUGAAUUUGACAAAACCUUAAAGUGUAUUCUUUCUUUUCUGGCUGGUUAUGGAAUUUCUUCCGGAUUACAUAUUUUGUUAGAUUCGCAAGGAACACCAAUCUUUCCAGGAGAAUCGUUAGGUGGUAAAGAGGAUUCUGUUAGGCAAGCGAGGUUAGCAAUGAAAGACUUUUCUGCUCAAAAAGAUUUCGAAAAAGAACAAAUUAUUAAUCUUACUAGCCGAUUGAAAAAAGCACAAAGCGAUGAAAAUACAGAAAGAUUUCUUGAACAAAUUGGGAUAAUGAACAAAAGGAUUGAGAGAUUAGAAAAAGAACAGUGGAAAGUUGAACAAAUUAACGAUCUUAAUUUGCUCUCCCGAACUUUUCAAAACCUUCCUUCUCGCUAUCGGUCCCAAACACUUUCUCCCCAAACAUUUAUCACCAAAAUUAUGGAACUAGAAAGAAAAUUAAAAGCCAGUAAAGAGAGAACUGAAGGAAUCGAAGAAAUCUCCUCUAACUCAAAUGACCGAGUUGUUAGGUGGGUUAGGGGGAUUAAACGGAAUGCCAUAGCCGAGAUUUAUCAUCAUGCUGAGGAAUUAAGCCAAUUACCAAAAAUUACGGUAGGAGAGAAAAUUUUCGUUACUCUCAAUGAUGGAACUACUCUCGAUAGUUUACAGGUAAUUAUUGCUCAAAAAAACGACUUAUCGAGCCAAAUAAAUUUUGGCGGCUGCUUGCUAGUAAGUGGAAAAUUAUUUCUUACUCCCCAACGAAAACAGUUUUGUGAAUUAAAGGCCAGUGAAAUUUCCUUCUCUAACCCAGUUAUUAGCGAUUGUCCUCUCCAAAAAAAGAAUAUCCCUUUGGAAGUAGUGCGAGACUAUCCUCAUUUAAGAACCAAAACCAACUACUUUUUAACACUAUUUCGUCUUCGCCAUAGCAUUAUUCCUACUCCCAUUAUUACGAGUAAUGAUGCCGAAGGAGCCGGAGAAACUUUUAAUAUUACUACCGAGUUCUUUGCUAAAUCGGCCAAACUAACCGUUAGUGGACAACUUCAUGCCGAAGCCUUAGCCCAAGGAUUAGGAAAAGUUUAUACUUUUAGCCCUUGUUUUCGGGCCGAAAAAUCUCACACUACUCCCGAAAUGGUUUUAGUAAAUUUAAACGAAGUGAUUGAUUUUGUCGAAAGACUAAUCAAAUAUGUGAUAAACUACGUUCUAGAUGUUAAUAGAAAGGAAUUAAAGUAUUUAGAGGAGUAUAACAAAGAAAAACCAAAAGAGAUAAUUAACAAACUGAAAAAAGUUGUCAAUAAGCCGUUUAAAAGAAUUGAUUUUGCUCAAACUGGCAAAAUAUUAAAGGCUAAGAAAGAAAAUUUUGAGGAUUUGCCAACUGAACAGGAAAAAUAUUUGUGUCAAUACUUUGCUGGCCCGGUGUUUAUCACUAAUUAUCCUAGCGAGUUAAAAGCCUUUUAUAUGCAAAACAACUCAGACGGAAACACGGUGGCGGGUUUUGACUUAAUCUUCCCGGAAAUUGGCGAACUAAUUGGAGGAAGCCUUCGUGAGAGUGAUUAUCAAAUUUUAAGAAAAAAAACUCGAAAAACUGGCUUAACUGGGAAAAAUAUGGAUUGA
This is a messenger RNA of Racocetra fulgida, 2473 nucleotides long. NCBI's taxonomy places the organism in Eukaryota, Fungi, Glomeromycota, Glomeromycetes, Diversisporales, Gigasporaceae. The record is from the annotation of a GenBank genome assembly.